This is a messenger RNA of Exophiala viscosa, 1817 nucleotides long. RefSeq lists its product as uncharacterized. The coding region runs from base 366 to 1670 and encodes 434 amino acids. The record is from RefSeq and is a predicted model, not a curated record. Lineage: Eukaryota; Fungi; Ascomycota; Eurotiomycetes; Chaetothyriales; Herpotrichiellaceae. The transcript has a single exon.
CACAUUGAUUUCAGAGUCAAUGCACAAGACCUCUGGAAAAGUAGAAAGGCAGGCUCGGAGCACGGUUCGCUUGACCUCACUUGCAGAUUUCCACUCUUCGUCAGGUACCACGAACCGACCUCUUGUCUCGUGCUUGCACAGUUCACACAGCGACUCUUUUAUCGCGCCAAACUCAGAAAGCGGGGUGUACAGUUCUCGACGUCGAACGUCGACACGCUUUCAGGAGUCAUGACUGUCUUCUGAAUCCGCAGUGGCCAAACCUUGCCCGAGAGAACAGACCAUAUACCGCUGUCACAACGGGCAGGAACAACGAAACUACGCUGAUUGAAACCCGCUCAGCACAUUGAAUCAUUGCAUCACCCAACAUGUCGCGAGACUUCAUUCCAGACGCACUGGCACUUCCUCCAGCAUGCCAACUACCUUCAGGCUCCGACGCUGACUCUGCAAUAUAUCUUGCUUCUCCCACUCCUACCAGAGGCCAUCAGCGCUCCCGCACUGCCACCGAGUUACCGCCUCUUUACAAGCGGACACAAUCCACUUCGCCUACAAGAUCUACUUUCCUGCCUUUCCUGCGUCCUCAAAGCGUUCGGUCUAUAUCCCCAGAACGGGUCUCCGUCUCCGUCUCAGAAGCAUCAGACUUUGUACUGUCAAGCGUGCACUCAAGCACAAAGAAGAAAACGAGCAGUGCAGUCGAGAAAUUGGCAAGCUGGUUUGAUGGUUCUUCUGAACCUGUCAAUAUAACACUGGUGCCCUCCCCACGAAAGGAAAAGUUGGAUCCUGUCUCCGAGCACGUCGCAAUGGAAAACAUCUUCUCAGCCAGUCAAGACUCGGUAGAUAACCUGACCCGGCGGCCAAAGAGACCAAGUCUAGCAGCAGCACCAACAUCAAAGUUCAACUUCUUUCGGAGGUCCACAAUAUCUCUGGCGCCUAACAACCUGGAAGUGGACGAAUUGGCAAACCUGGACAUCGACGAGGCUCUCUUCCCUCAUGGUCAUCCAGACGAGUCCUCACCGGCCUCUUUCAAGAACUUGCAGCAGAAUGCUGAGGGUAUAGUACGACGUUUCCAGCAAGCGUAUACGGAGCAGCAAAAGGCUCUUAGGACAACUACUUCGGCCAAGAAUGUCCAGACGGAUGAACUCGAAGCAGCACAAACGAGGAAUGAAACAUCAAAACUGCAACUGGAAGAGAUGGCAGAACGUGCGGCGGAGCAGGAGAAGACAAUCAUGGCUCUGAGAGCACAAUUGACAUCACAAGGCCCAUCUCUACAGUCCUACCAAGCUCAACAACAAAGUGUCAGGAUGGUACCACAAGAAGAGCCUCAUGAGCCAGACACCUCUCGAUCAAGGUAUCGCAGGAAGCGCUCAUCGGAUGUGUCUACGUCUGGCGAGUCGGAAUUGGGGUCGGAUGUGAGCUCGGUGGUCAGCGUCUUCUCGGAAGCAUUGUCAGUUGCGCCCUCUCAGACAAUCUCGAUCCCCAGUCCCGUUAUGAAAUCGAAUACUUCUGCAGUCAGAGGCGAUUGUCCUAACUGCCACGGCCUGAACGCUACGGACUCUUGGGACGUUGUCAACGUGAUGAGACUGGAAUCUUCGGCAUUGAAGCAGCGCAUCGCACAGCUUGAGAAUGCCCAAGAUGAUGCUCUGGAUUUCUUGAGCGGGCUGAAAUUGUCUUGACUGGAAGCAACGACAUUUAUGGUUUUGUUGAAUUGACUGAAGAUACCCUAUAUUGCAUUCAUACCUAGCUAGCAUUGUAUUACAGGAGGCAGAGAACAUGUCUUGUACAUUUUGAUACACGUUCAGUUCUCAUUCCAUCGACAGCCC